This is a messenger RNA of Vombatus ursinus (common wombat), 2789 nucleotides long. It is a transcript of the gene SLC2A6, whose product is annotated as solute carrier family 2 member 6. The coding region runs from base 205 to 1710 and encodes 501 amino acids. Gene Ontology annotation, cellular component: membrane. The record is from RefSeq and is a predicted model, not a curated record. The transcript is spliced from 10 exons. Lineage: Eukaryota; Metazoa; Chordata; Mammalia; Diprotodontia; Vombatidae. Gene Ontology annotation, molecular function: transmembrane transporter activity. Gene Ontology annotation, biological process: transmembrane transport.
GGACGGGCUCCCUGACCACUUCCUCAUUUGGGGGCAGUUUAAAGACAGAGUUCUCCCUUCCUCCAGUCUCCCAGGACACAGAUUUACCCUAUCAGAACCUGCCUUCUGAGGGCCUCUGGGUCACUCAAAAGGCCGCAGUAUCUCAGGGAGCCGUCACCAAGGAUAUUGGCAGAGCCUGGCAGUUGGCUCCUGGACCCAAUCACUAUGGAGCAACCCCUUUUAGGAAGUGAGACGCCAGACUAUGAGACUUUCCCGGAGAGGCCAGACCAGCAACAAGAACAGAAUUAUAUCAGAACCCUGAAGAAUAAGAGGCUGUUCCUGGCUACCUUUGCAGCAGUGCUGGGAAACUUCAGCUUUGGCUAUGCUCUGGUCUAUACAUCCCCAGUCAUCCCAGCUCUUGAGAGAUCCCCCAACCCAGCUUUACGAAUGACCAAGACAGAGUCAUCCUGGUUCGGGUCCGUGUUCACCUUGGGAGCAGCCGCUGGCGGCCUCAGUGCCAUGGUGCUCAAUGAUCUCCUGGGCAGGAAGCUCAGUAUCAUGUUCUCUGCUGUGCCCUCGGCUAUUGGCUACGCUCUCAUGGCUGGAGCUCAGGGCCUGUGGAUGCUCUUGCUGGGAAGGAUUCUGACCGGCUUCGCGGGAGGUCUCACAGCUGCCUGUAUCCCAGUUUAUGUGUCUGAGAUCUCCCACCCUGGAGUUCGAGGGGCUCUGGGGGCCACACCCCAGAUCAUGGCUGUCUUCGGGUCCCUCUUGCUCUAUGCUCUGGGCUUGAAGAUGCCCUGGCGCUGGCUGGCGGUGGCUGGAGAGGUGCCCGUAUUUGUCAUGAUGGUACUUCUGUGCUUUAUGCCCAACUCCCCUCGCUUCCUCCUCUCCCAGGGCAAGGAAGAGGAAGCCCUGAAAGCCCUGGCCUGGCUCCGAGGGAAUGACACAGACUUCCAAAGGGAAUUCCAGCAGAUCCAGAACAGUGUCCAGAAACAGAGCAGUCGACUGUCGUGGACUGAGUUACGGGACCCUUUCAUCUACAAGCCCAUUGCCAUUGCUGUUCUGAUGCGAUUCCUGCAGCAGCUAACAGGUGUCACACCCAUCCUGGUCUACCUGCAGUCUAUCUUCCAUAGCACUGCUGUCCUGCUGCCUCCAGAAGAGGAUGCAGCCAUCGUGGGGGCCAUGAGGCUCGUCUCUGUGCUAAUCGCAGCUGUCACCAUGGACAGAGCAGGUCGUAAGAUUCUUCUCUUCGUCUCAGCAUCCAUUAUGUUUGCGGCAAACCUGGCCCUGGGACUCUAUAUCCACUUGGGUCCACAGCGGCCAGUCUCCAAUACCACCAUGGAUCUGACCAAUGUGGCCCUUGAGAGUUCAGGGUCAGGGAGCUACCUUAUGCUGGUACCCCUCUUUGCCACCAUGCUCUUCAUCAUGGGCUAUGCCAUGGGCUGGGGCCCUAUCACAUGGCUUCUCAUGUCUGAGAUCCUCCCACUGAAGGCCCGAGGUGUGGCCUCAGGGCUCUGUGUGCUGGUCAGCUGGCUCACAGCCUUCGUGCUUACUAAGUCCUUCCUGCUGGUGGAGAAUGCUUUUGGCCUUCAAGUCCCAUUUUACUUCUUUGCUGCUGUGUGCCUGGUGAAUCUAGUCUUCACAGCCUGUUGCGUGCCAGAAACCAGGCGCCGGACCUUGGAACAAAUUGAAUCAUUCUUCAGGACAGGGCGAAGGUCCUUCCUGAGAUAGGAAGGUGCCUCAGCCUCCCGGGCCAGGAGGAGAGAUCAGACUUUGGGGGACUGGGGGGUCCUCAGAGGCAGGGAUCAGGAGGUGACAGCAACACCAGAUGGAAGUGGGAAGAACUGACACUACCUUCUGAUCGAGAAGUGGUGCCCAGCUCUGUCUCCAGAGAUUCCUGGUCUCAGCCUCCCGCUAUACAUAGAGUUGAUUUGAAUAUGGCCCUCCAACUCCACCUGGAAACCUCUAGAGUCACACUGCCCCCAGACUGCUAGAUUCUGUGGGCCAAGCAAGCAGAGCCCAGGGAGAAGGCCAGAGACAAGGGGCUAGUUUUCAUUAAUCAACUGAGAUCAGAGAAUCAAGAUCCAAGAGAGCACUAGACAAGGAGAAGAGCCAGCUCCAAAGCCUGGCUCUGCCACCAACCUCUCUCUCACCCCAUUACCUUCCCUGUUCAUUGGGCAUCAGAAUUCCUACCCUGCCUGCUUUGCAGCAGAGUGAUCAUGAGGAUCAAACAAAAUAGUGAAUUUGACUGUAUUUUGGUAACCAGGAAACCCUAUAAUAACAUGAGAAAUCCUUGUUACUGAUUGAUAUGUACCUCUAGGGGGAUGUGGCUUCUGGGGACUGGUGAGGCAAGAACCUACUCACCAAUAACUGGUCAAUGGCUGUUGCCUGGGACAUUUAUCAAAGACCCCAGAGAUCUGAAGGGGAGGCAGAACACAGGUCACAGGAACUUAACAGUGGAGCUGUUGAAAUCAAGCCCCAGGUUGGGUGGAAAGCUGUCACCUAGCUCUGAGGUUUCCCCCCAUGACCUCACACUGCCUUUUCCCCUUAGGGGAGAAGAAAGGAGAGGACGGGAGCUGGCCAGUCCACAACCUCUUUAGAGAGGAGAAAAAGAAUGAAAACACCCUCCUGCUGCUCACAUUUCACACAAAUCCCCCAGUAAGUCCAUGUCUAAAGCCCUUUGUAAAUGAAGAUGAUAUACUUUAUGCAUUAUUUCCAAGGGGGGGGGUGGGUUAUAGUGGGAUUGAGUUAACCUAAACCAUCCACAUUCACUUGCCCAGCUGCUCAUGAUUAAUAAACUUUCAAGAUAA